CUGUGAGGUCGAAUUGAGUUAUGCAUUAACGUCCACAGUCGCCCUCCCUUGAUGCGCCUGCGCGCUAUGACGCAAGGCGCCGCUUUGUAUCCGAGCAACAGGCGGCGACGCCAAGACUCCCAAGAGUGAGACCUCAGACUGCUGAACAACGCAAACUUCUACCGAGUUCACAGAACUUUUUUUGCUCAGAAUUCUGGUGUCAAACGUAAGUCUAGCUUGGUAUUAAAUAUUCGCCGCACACGUGCACACGGCUGAGCGUGAGUUUGCGCCCCUCCACUCUGAAAUCAAAAGAUGGACUGAUGGGUCACCGCAUUGGACGUUUUUCCGGAUUACAUCUGAUGUCUUCAGUUUUAAGAGACUAAAAGCUCAAUUCGCAUUCGCAUAGGGAUUUGAACGGAAUCGCUGUCAGGUAGGGUGUUCUGCUUUCUCGUUGGGACUUCAACCCCUUUUAAGACAGACUGAAUCCUUAAGUGACGCUCUCAUGACUAGCUAUUCCUGACUCGAGUCUUCGUGGUGCCCAUAAUGACAGACCUGGCAGACUUGGGCGCGUUCCGCUGCAGCAACUGCAGUAUGACGUUCCGGUCCCUAAGCCUCCUGGACAAACACCGAGAGAAGUUCUGCAUCGGCAGCGACAUCGGCGACCCGACAGUUUUGAAACUGCGGCUUGGAGAGUCCUGGAACGAGAAGGGCGGACGGCGUGAUGAGUGGAGCUGGAGAGAGCGGAAAAGAACGACGACCCCCGACUUCAUCACGCUACGACAGCAAAGAGACAGAUUGGCGAGGAGGGACCCACAAGUGCCAGAAGUCGCAAAUGAAAAGCUGAGGGGCCCACAGCAGGACUCUCAUGGCCAUGAUGUGCUGGCAUCAGAAAGUCUGGCUCUGAGAAAACUCACUAAUGAGUUUCAGAGACUCAGGAUGUCCAUCCAGGAAAGCAUGUCAACCAAGCCAGUGCAGUGGGAGCCACAGGUUGAGGUGACUCAUUCCUUGAACCGUGAAUGGGAGCUCAAAGAACAGGUGCGGGAGAUGGUGGACACACACGAACAACACUUGGCUGAAAUACAAGCUCGCAACCAGGAACUGGAGCAAAAGAGAGAUGAGAUUAGACGGAGGCUGUCAGAGUUGGCAAGUCGAGACUCGGCUGCUGCCCAUAUUGAGCGUGUUCUCCUGGAGCUGAGGGCACAAGAAGAACGCAAUCAGCAAGGUUUAGAUGACCUGCGGCAGCAGAUUGAGGCCCUUCAGGCCGAAGCCACGACUAAAGCUGACCACGUUGCCCACACCAGCUCACACCCUUCUAACCCCAUGGAGAGGAAGGACCUGCAUGUGUCAUUUAACAUGAUGCCCACCGCCAUCAGAGAUGGCACCCUGUCUUCUGAGAUCAGUGCCCUUCGACUGAUGUAUCUACAAAGUGGAGGAAAUGAUCCCCUCAUCAUGGCCCACAUGCAUGAACUGCAAGCAGAGGCGCAAGGUCUGGAACGGAGUACACAGAAAGCAGAAUAUAAGGAAAAGAAACGGAGGUCACAACCUCAUCCACGGGGAAUUGACUCAGAGCUGUUUGCUGUACAGAUGGAGAACGAGCGCCUGGAGGACGAACUUCUGCGCCUGCAGCUACAGCGGGAGAAGCGCAAGGCCAAGGAGGAGUCCAGUGGUGUGGAUAUUCAAGAUCUCCAGCGUGAACACAUGUGGCAAAUGGCCAGCUUGCAGGCAGAAAUCGAGAAGCUGAAACAGGACAUGGAACGCACAAAGACCUUAAAGGAGAAAGCAGCACCACCUCCUCCACCACCUCCUCCUUUGCCUCCUCCACCAGCACUGUACCCGGCCCUGCCUGGAGUACACAAGCCUGCGGAUCGCAUGAAGCCUCAGACCCCACUAAUGGGCACUCACGUCAUGGAUCCUGCAGAUACACUGGGCCCAGCGCCGUAUGACCCUGCUGCAGGAUUUGUGGUGUUCUAUGAUUUUCUGACAGGCCUGGAGAGCACCCUGCGCCUAGUAAGACUAGUUGUUGGGCUGCACAGCAAUGGGCAUGAGAUGAGUAGGCCUGCCCCUCUGCCAACGGUGCACUGUGAGAUGGGCGCCUCCCUGCAGUUCCUAACAGAAGGGAGUCCAGGAAGUAUGGCAUUAUUGUCUGUCAAGCAGCCCAUCCCCAGAGUACAUCCAUCUCCCCUUAUCUCCCUGGUAGUAGAACUGCAGGCAGCUGGAGGAUUUGACACUUAUGGACAGGAGAUUCAACGCUUAGUCUCUCGUGGAUGGACCAAGUUCAAUAUCUUUGAUCAGCACAACCAAGUAAUUAGUGGGUUCUGGAAGGUGCCUUUUCGCAUCUUGCCAAUGAGACCAUCUCUGUCUACUGGACAGCUGAAUGCAGUGCCACAGGUGGGCCAUGCUGAACUGUACCUACGCAUUGUUAAUGCCAGAGACGCUGACAUGCAGACACUGGCAAGUGUGGAUCCUGGCAAUGCAUCAGCAUACAAAUACCCCCCAAUGGUGACUGUUCACGCUCCAGCUGUCAGAGCCGAGAACCCAUCUGUUCACCACUCCUCUCUUCAUGCCCAGAGCAAUCAUUACCUUUCCUUCCAUCCCCACUCUGAUUACAGUGACCCUCCCCCUGUGGAGAGUGGCGCAGUGCAUUUUAGAACCAACCAGAGUGAGCUCACUCAACAAGCUGGGCAUCCAGUGCUGGGUUUUAUAGUGGAUCGUGUAAAGGAUGCCCCACCGGGAGAGGGAAGUCUGCGCCUAACUGGCUAUGAUCAGCGCUCUGGUCGGGUUGUCUUCACCAAGAAUUCUGCCUUGGAGUGGGCCACUUUGCCUGUGCAAUCUGGAAUUAAGCAGGGAUACUUCAUCUUUGGGGAACAGGAGAUGCCAUUUAGUGACUUGGAACCCCAUAAAGACAUGAUUCUUUUUGUGAGGUUCUACUACUGGCCAAGUGAGAGCUUUGCAACUCCUGCCCCCCAAAAAGCAACACUAAGUGACUGUGAGGAAUACGUUGUUGCCUGGGGCCUACUCAAGCUGACCCAACCUGCUGCACCACACAUGCAGCUGAAGGACAAGAUGGAAGUUGUAUGGAACUGUGGCACACACUCGUUACCCCUCUACCAUGUGCCAGUGCCCCCUGCUAUUAGCCUCAAUGCAUUGCAGCCUGCUGACCGCUUCCUGGAAGCAUUUGAACCAUACGGAAACUCCACAGUGCGGCUUCAUAUCUUCAGUGGCCAGAGGCCUGAAUUCCCUUUUCCACCGGAAUCUCCAAUUGACACCAAUAUCUCUGAGGAGUGGCCCAGUGCGGCCUUCAUUUAUCGUCAGAGGGAGAAUCCACCAGCAGAGCCAUUUGUGUCCGGGGAUGGCAUUGAUCUUUACAUUGAUGGAGCUCGUUUUCUACCAGAUGCUGUGACCAUUAGCCGAGUCACAGGCCGCAUCUUUGACAGGAAUUACAAUCAGUUUGGUCCGGACAUUUCCACAGGAAUUGAUUUGAACAGCAACAUCUUUGAGCCGCAUUACAAUGAGCGUGUGGAGCUGAGGCACCCAGCGCUGCCACCAUCUGCCAUUCUUCUUCUGAAGGUGUACACUGUGGACCGUUUCUCUCUCAAGCUGGUGCUCAUCGGAUGGGCAGCACUCAAUCUCUUUGUAGAGUCUGGAUGUGACAAGCAGCCCAGUGUGGACUCGGGAGGCUUACAGAUUUCCCUAAAUGAGGGGGCUCACCAGCUCCGUCUCUACUACAACGGCCCUGAUCCUGACAAGCCCCUGACUGUCAGCUCCUUUACCACGACAGCUAGGAUUGUCCCCUGUGCCUCUCUGCUGGUACGGCUGUUCAAGACUCAACUGUCAAGAAGUAAAAUCCCCCAAGAAGACUUGGGUGCAGUAGGCCUCUUCCAGUCAAGACCUGACUACAGUGAUGGUGUUUACCUCUCAGAGAGCAUAAAGCCCACCAAAGGAGAGGCCUGCCUGUAUAACGCCAUGUUGAACAGGUCGGUUGUGUUGGUGAGAGAAAUGGUCUACUUUCUGGCAGGUAACCGUGCUGGAGAGCUGAAGACAGAUGCUGCCAUGGUGGACUGGAUCAGCCAACGGUUGAAUCGGUUGAUGGACAGCAAGCCCCAGUCCUUCAACCUGAGCUUCAUUUCCCGCUACCUGACAGCUUAUGGAGUGAAGGUGUCGGUUGACCGUGGCAAAAACCUACCAUGGCCUGCAUUUACCUUGACAUUAAUCUCCUUCAACCCUCCUGCAGCAUUCUACCAGGGAGCUUCCGGGGUGAAGUAUGACAGGCCAGUGUUUGUGGAGAAACUUGAUUUUAACAGUGAUCAGAGCAGCCCAGCUUGGUUGGAUGGAUUUAAGACCUUCCCUAAGAGGAUCCAUGACCGAUUCCUAACAGUGAUUGUGCACCUCCAAGCGAUCACAGUGGCUAGCCAGGAGUCAACCAGCAGCAACGAUAAGCCGGACAAAGCCAACACGCAGCAGCAGCAACGGACCAAAGUACUGACCACGUACACUCUGGGCAGCCAGGCCUGGGCAGCCAUGCCAGUCUUCAACCAGCAAUAUUGUAAUACAGGAGUGUUCCAGCUGCCCCUGUAUCAGGGUUCUCCUUCAGUGGAGGUUCUAAGGGUCCUGUCUCAGGGGGACUGCUUAACAGUCUUGGAAGACCUGAAGAGAAAAGAGCAGAUUCACCUUCUGAAAGGGGCAUCUGUAUUUAUCCGGAUAGCAGACGGAAGACGUGAAGAAGAGCUAGAUCCUCUCCGGUUGAAGGAUAUCGACCAGACUGCACUGCCAGAUGACCAGAAGGACUCCUACAACAUGGAGCAGCUUGGCACCAGCUUGUCUCAGCUAAUCCCAGCAGGGAGGCCAACUCCAGAGUUCUCUCAGCAGCUUGCCAACAAAUUCAAGCAGCUGGUUUACCAAACACUAAGAAGCAAGCCAGAAACUGCUGCAGACCCAGCGAGGCAAUUGUGACAUGACCAGUCUGAAGCAAAGAACAAGGAGAUACAAGGACUGAAAAAUAAAGAGUUUGCAACCUUUUGUUUAAUUGUCCCCACAAACCUCCACACCUACAAACUGCCAGCAAUUUUUUUGUGGGGGGUUUUAGUUGAACAAACAUCUUUAAGUACGAUUGCAGCACCAUCCAAUUCUUCAUUAUCCAUGUCAAAUGAGUCAAUGAUAUUAGCAGUUUCUGCAUUGGCCAAAUUAUUCCAUUUCUAAAGUGGGGGGUUUGGGGGUGAGAAACACCCAUAUGCACCUACUGCAAGUGUGGAUGCAGAAACACCACCACAGGAUUCUUAAACUUAUUCUGAAAACAAUCUAUUUUAAAUCCCUCUUAAUGUAUAUUGCCUCGAACAGUUUUGUGACUUUUUUUUGCCGAGAACUGAACAAAGUCACCAUUUAGUCUUUUGCCAAAAUUUUAAAGAGUUGGUCUGACACCUACAGAACCAAGUCUGAGUUUUAAAACUUUCACCCUGCAAAAUGUCAAACUCCAUAUGUAGAGAGCAUCCUGAAGAACUGCAACUCCCUUAAGUGGGAUAUUGAAAGAAUCCCUUUUCACAAAUAAGCUUUAUUGAAAUUUACUACAAUUUUACAAAAAACAUGAAAAGUAUGUACAAAAAACCAAAAAGCAAUGAACAGGGGUGCUUCGUUGAUGUGGGCAAGAACUGCCAUCUUCAAGGAAAUCAUGCAGAGGUCUCUACUGAAACAGCAGACUGGGAGGGCUAAACAAAGACAAAACAAAAUUUAGAACCCAGAAUAAAAAAGUGAAAGCAGGGAACUGCUAAACAGGAUGUCCCCCAAACUAACAUACUAUUUCUCUUGCAUUAAUUUCUUCUUGUUGCCAUUUAAUGGAUAUCUAUAUAAAACCACACUAUCUGAUCUACUGAAAAAAGCAAGAAACCAAGCUUUACCCAGUUAAAUACUGAAUUUACUAGCCAAUUCUGAAGUUUAAAAAUUUUACCACUGACUGAGAUACUCAGAGUGGCUUUAGGGUGAAAAAUAAGGUGGUUCGGCUUAAGCUGUACUAUCCAAAUUUCUGCUAUAACUAAAAACCAUUGCAAAACAACUCGCCUCCUCUUCCAUUUUCUCAACUCCAUUGCCAUUACUGGCAGGUUCCUCUGCACCAUUUACUGCUGUCUCUGGUUUGGACUUUUUAGCUUCUUUUAUUGGGCUCUCAUCUUCAGGUUUUCUCUAGAGUGAUAAAAAAAGUUUAAAAAGGGAGGGG
Molecule: messenger RNA, 6181 nt
Organism: Erpetoichthys calabaricus (reedfish)
Lineage: Eukaryota; Metazoa; Chordata; Cladistia; Polypteriformes; Polypteridae
Exons: 31
Coding region: 523-4929 (1468 amino acids)
Source: RefSeq, a predicted model, not a curated record